Messenger RNA from Clonostachys rhizophaga, 1905 nucleotides. The record is from the annotation of a GenBank genome assembly. NCBI's taxonomy places the organism in Eukaryota, Fungi, Ascomycota, Sordariomycetes, Hypocreales, Bionectriaceae.
AUGGAGCCCUCAUCAACAGGCGAGGGGACUGGGAAGCCCCAGGAUAGUGCCUCCCCGGGCGAUCUGGUUGAUCUUGGGAAGAUUCAAGCUUUGCUCCAAGCAGAGGACGACACCAAAACAUUCACAGGGCUUGCUCUUGUCAAGUCGCUGCUCGAUAACUCGCCACAGCUUCGGGACGACCAGGAUGCAAUCCAAAGUCUCUGGGGCAGUAUUUCCGCCAAGUUCUUGCGAAGGCUGAUCCGAACUGGCUCUUCUUCGUCCAACUCCAAUGGACAGGACAUGUUAAACUUGGCCGUCUCUGUCAUGCACACCUUUUCCGUUCUCUUGCCAGCAGAUGCCCUUGGGGAACCCAAGUUUACUCGCUGUAUACCGCUUCUGAUUCAAGCGGUACUUAAUAGUUCGCCUGAAAUCAUGGAUAGUCUACUGAGGUUACUGUAUACCUUGUCAAGUGUACCGCAAGGAGCCAAGGCCAUUAUUGAAGUCGAGGAUCUUAGUCCGCUUACGGAAGCUGCGCCCUCAAGCCCUCUGGUCCUGGAUAUUAUUCUUUAUGCGUUUCUGAACACAAUGAGUACUCCUGAAGGGAAGCAGACGCUUGUGUCCCGUGUAAACGAUACGAUACAGAGCCUUGUGUCCUCGUUCAAGGGCACCGACUCCGUCACACUACUCGAAUUCCUAGGCAGUCUAUUGCGACAAGUCGACUCAUCUAUAUUUCCGCCAAACCCCCAGUGGCUGGGUGCCGUCGUAGGGUAUAUUCAAAAUCUGGUGAGAAGCCGACCCAGCCCUGAAGCACGGUCUGCCUACACCAAUGCGACGGCUUCUUUGCUUCAGGUAUAUCCAGACGAUGCCUCAAAGUUAUUAUUCACCGACGAUAAAGACGCGGAUAAGCCCCUCGGCUAUUUACUGGUCAAUUUGCUAUUGAUCGACAUCCGGUCUUCAGCUCCCACCCUAUUAGCGAAAAUUAACAGUCCGGAAUAUCCAAAGAUUUCCCGAAGGUUGGCUUCGGCGUUCGAUACCACCACUAUGUUUAUCGGCUUUCUAGUUCGAUCACUUGAGGAUGAAUCCAUGGGGUCCUUGGUCAUGUCGCCUGACAGCCUUCUAAAGUUGCGGCAGACGAUUUCAGAGACUAUGUCGGUGACGGUAGAGUAUCUUAGAGACAGGUGGGAUGCAUCAGUUGCCGGUGCCAUGGGCCUUCAUCCAGAAGCGAGAAGUGCCAACACAGUGACAUCGAUGGGGACCAGGCAGACUCUGGCGUGGGACUCGAUGAAAGAUGCGGCGGAGCAAGACCCAUUCAUACUCUCCGCCAUCCGGGCAUUGGCCUUGUGGCUGAGAGAAGACGAGAAUGACUCUCUUAGGAAGGAAGCUACCGGCUUGACAGAUAUGUUUAUGGACCUGUACACUUCGAAAACCUCCGGUGACCUAGAUUUCCGGUCGCCUAUUCUUGUUGCGCUUGAGCCGCUCGUCACGAUCAAACGGGGCAGAGAGAUCUUGUUGCAGAAUGGCGGAUGGAAGGUGCUGGCCCAAGACCUGACAAACAUCGUACGAGAACCACCGAGCCGCGAAGACGAUAUGAUACGAGGCAUCGACGUCAUUCGUGUCCUUCUCUCUGUCGUAGAGCUAGAGAGAGGUGGGACUUCUGAAGAGUGGAUGGAUCUUAUUACGACUGUGGCAGCAUGGGACCUGCCCGAUCCCCCACAGAGCCCCAGCGUACAGGAGUUUGAGAUUUCGUUGUUGCAGCUCUGCUGUGUCAUUUUGGCAAACGCAAGCUCUGGAACGAGAAAGAGAUACAAGCAUUCGAUCAGCUCGAUUGCCGGGCUUGCCAGCCAGUUGGAAAGAAGCACCAAACCAACCGAUCCCUUGAGAGAGCAGCUGGGUGAUGUACUCGACAUGCUCUCAGAAUUACGAUAA